Messenger RNA from Suillus subaureus, 1221 nucleotides. Its product is annotated as kinase-like domain-containing protein. The record is from RefSeq and is a predicted model, not a curated record. Lineage: Eukaryota; Fungi; Basidiomycota; Agaricomycetes; Boletales; Suillaceae. The coding region runs from base 1 to 1221 and encodes 406 amino acids. Gene Ontology annotation, molecular function: ATP binding; protein kinase activity. Gene Ontology annotation, biological process: protein phosphorylation. The transcript is spliced from 8 exons.
AUGUCCAAUCCACUGGACCAUGCCCCUCCAGCCCCUCAACAGGGCUAUGCCAUUUCUGACCUGUUUGCAUACCUCGGGCUAGUGGUAAAGUUACCUUUGACGUUGAUUCGGUGGUCGUACCGAGAAAUAGUCCACACGAUUCUCCAGUCGUUUGCUGAAGGCUCGUGUCCCAACCCUCAAGGCGUCGUUCCGAGUCCAGUCAUCUCAGACCCGGAGACCGUCCUGAGGAAAGGUCACAACCUUAAUGUUCCUGACUCGACGAGUUCAUCGUUAGAUUCUUCCAGGGGGACACCAACCACUCCGGCCAAUUUUCAGCGGCAUCCUGUGGGAGAAUCUCAGUGCAACUCCCCCCCUGAUCUCACGAGGCAAAUAGUCCGUCGUGACAUAUACCCAACGUUAUCGGGUACGUAUAGUGACGUUUGGCUAUCAACAUGGUACCAUGACGAGCGAAAGCAUUAUGUUGCGGUCAAGUCACUGAAAAUCCCAUUCUCUAAUGAGGAUGAGAAGAGUAAGAAUUGUCAAAAACUGAUGGAUAAAAUAACACGUUGGUUGCAAUUACACCACAAAAACGUUCUGCCACUAUAUGGAAUUGCGUACGAUUUUGGGCACUUUCCGUCACUGGUCACGCCUUGGGUGAACGAGGGGUCGUUGAAUGGCUACAUCGCUAAUCAUCAUUUGUCACUGCGGAGCAAGUUGGAUAUCGCCAAACAGGUAGUAGCUGGCCUUGGCUAUCUACAUGCUCAUUCUAUUGUGCACGGAGAUAUCUCUGGACAUAAUAUCCUGGUAGACCUUCAGGGCAGAGCACAAUUAUCCGACUUCGGAGUUAUGUCAUUGCUUGCGGAAAUCCCAACUUCGGCACAGCCAUCUGGAGGUGUUCGCUCAGCGGUGCGAUGGACUGAUCCUCAGUUAUUUGAGGUGCAGGAAGGCGAAAUCAAUCCAUGCAUUCCAACGGAGCAGACUGAUAUCUAUUCAAUGGGCAGUAUUCUCCUGCAGCUGCUCACAGGAUCAAUACCUUACUACGAUAUCAAGGAUAACAUUCGUGUCCUUGUAUUAUCUUCUACAGGCGUGAAACCAAAAUGUCCUCCAGAAACGUUUGUCGCUAGUGCACAGUGGAGUUUGAUUCAAAGAUGUUGGUCACCUCGUGGACUUCCUAGUCGUCCAACUAUCGAGGAAAUAGAAGAAUUUAUCGAGUCCGAGCUUCGGAUGGCAGGCGUGCCUUAG